UGCUCUGCUGCAAUCUGAUUACAUGCAAGUCAAAGUCCAGCCCAUUCAGGAAGAGGCUGUUUGUGCUUCCUCAGUGCAGCUCCAAGGCAGCAACAAUGUUCUACAUUCUGCUGGUGCCGGGACUCGUCGUCCUCGCUUACUUUUUCCGUCAAGUUGUGGUAAUAGGAAGGAGCUGCAAGAGCAACGCAAAGCUGCAUGGGAAAACUGUGAUAGUUACCGGCAGCAACACUGGCAUAGGGAAGACCACGGCCAUAGAGCUGGCCAAGAGAGGAGCCAGAGUGAUCCUGGCCUGUCGCAGCAAGCAGAGAGGAGAAGCUGCUCUGCAGGACGUCAAGAGGGAGAGUGGCAGCAACCAGGUGGUGUUCAUGCAGCUGGACCUGGCUAGUCUUAAGUCGGUCCGCAGCUUUGCAGAGAACUUCCUGAAGACAGAACCCAGACUGGACAUCCUGGUCAACAAUGCAGGUCUGUUCAAUUUUGGUCGAACUGAGGACGGGUUCGGGAUGACGUUCGGCGUCAACCAUCUCGGCCAUUUCCUGCUGACUAACCUGUUGCUGGACCGACUGAAGGAGUGCGGACCGAGCAGGGUGGUGAAUGUAUCGUCUGGAGCGCACAACUGGGGAAGAGUAGAUUUUGACUGCCUGAACACCCACAAAACUCUACGGACUGGGACGUCAUUUGUGGACGGCCAAAGAGUUUAUGCAGACAGUAAGCUGUGCAACGUUCUCUUCACCUACGAGCUUGCCAAGAGACUGAAGGGAACCAAGGUCACUUGCUACUCCCUCCAUCCAGGAGUCGUCAGGACCGACAUCAUCAGGAACGCGAGCCCGACUUUUCAACUGGUCGCGUUGAACGGUUUAAGGUUUUUCAUGAAGACGCCUCUCCAGGGAAGCCAGACCACGCUGCACUGCGCCCUGCAUGAGGGCAUCGAGCACCUCAGCGGGCGCCACUUCUCCAACUGCACCGCCAGAGACGUACUGGCCAAGGCCAAGGAUCCGGUCACGGCGAAGAAGCUGUGGGAGAUCAGCGAGAGAUUCUGUGACCUCUGAAGGGUGUUUUGACUCGUGAUGGUAACUUUCAAUCUGUUUGCAAACACAGAAACCGAGACCAAAGUUGACACUUUCAUGUGACUUUUCUUUAACUUUCCAGACAUUGUAGAAAGAGGAAGGGAAUUGACUUAUUUUAGAUAUUACAUAACUUAUGAGCCAUAUGUGGAAUUUUAAUUGGAGCGUAAAUAAAGAGCAUUUCUGACAUCAUAAUGCAGCAACUGUUCUUACUUUUUGGCUCUAUAGUCUUUUUAUGGGGAGCUAAUGGGACCAUCUAAUGAUGUAUGACUGGCUUAUUAGAAACCAUUGUACUAAAAGACAUUCUAAGUUUUCAGCUCAUUAUUUACCCUGAUAAAAAGGAAAGAGCUGUUACCAAUGGAAAUGUUUCUGAAGAUUAGUUCCUUUGGAAACUUGAACAGCUAAUGGCACAAAGCUUUGAUUUCUCCAUUAAUGUUUUUUUUUUUUAUGCCUGAUGAAUAACAUGUAAAUCUGUUAAUGAGGCGCCGUCACAAAGGUUAUGAAGGAGCAAGUUUAGUGGUGGAAAUGUACAUUACAGUUAUUUCAUUAUUUAAAUAUAUGUAGCUAAAUUUUAUGUAAAUUCAAGAGUUAUUGUUGUAAAUGUAAAUUAAAUAGACUUCCAGUUUUUCUGGGGAAAUUUUUUUGACAAUUUUCAAAUGUUUUACCUGUUAACCCAAUAAAUUUAGAACCAUGAAGCUGA
Messenger RNA from Xiphophorus hellerii (green swordtail), 1761 nucleotides. Its product is annotated as dehydrogenase/reductase SDR family member 13-like. Lineage: Eukaryota; Metazoa; Chordata; Actinopteri; Cyprinodontiformes; Poeciliidae. The transcript is spliced from 5 exons. The coding region runs from base 96 to 1046 and encodes 316 amino acids. The record is from RefSeq and is a predicted model, not a curated record.